AUAUAAUCCAUCUCUCUCCCCAUUUCUCAAUCUCCGCCUACUGGCAAAGAUCUUUUUCACUUUCACACUUUUCUUCUCUCCUUCAAUUCCUUCCUUCUCUUCUCUCAGUCUGAGAAAACAAGGAGGCAGCCUCCUCUGCUCUGCUCUUUCGCUCAUUCAGUGAGCGACAUCCUUCGGCAAAUGCAGAACGACACCCCCUACGCCGCCGGUGGCGGCAGCAACAUUGCCGUUUCUCCACCUCCCCUAUCACAACAAUCACAAAUUAAGAAGCCGUCUCCAACACCUCAAAAGCAAUCCGACGGAAGAAGUAGCCUGAACUCGCUCUAUUCCAUCUUCUCUUCAGAAACAUCUCUGUCGAACUCCGUCUCACUCUCUCCUUCCGGCUGCUCCUGCGAUGGAGAUACUAGCAACGCAAUCACCACGGAAAAUCGCCUCUACCUCGUCGGUCUCACCUUAGAAUACCAACAGUUGGUAAAUCGGUACGGUUUAUGCCUCAAGAAUCUCCAAGAAACCGCCAAUGAAGUCGAAGCUCUUCGUCAAGAAAACGCUAAACUCCGGAUGGCCAACAAAGAUCUGACCAUGCGUUUGAGCAUCUUGACUCAAGCUUCACUCCAGAGCUUAACACAGGCUUCUCUCCAAAACUUGUGCAAUCCCUCUAGUCUUCCAUCUCUUUCCAUGAUUGAUGAAUUUCGCCGUCUCUGCGUUGGAGAUAACUUGCGAAACAGUAGCGUUUCGGGCGAAAUUUCGGAUUCUAGUCCAACGAGUGUUAUCGGGAGUAAUCAAUUUGAAAGUAGCACCAAUCGCGUUUCGCUGCCGAAGAGUAUCUCGGUUCGUUCAAGUGGUUACUUGAAGAUGAAUCAAGCUGGCGGGAGCAGUGGAAGCUCCACUCGCAACAACCGCCUUCGCGUUGCAAGUCCCGUCGUCAGUGAAACACAGCGUGUGUAUGUGCCGAGAGGGAAGGAGGAAGACGUGCUGGAGUUCGAGGUCUACAACCAAGGGAUGUUCAAGACGGAGCUUUGCAACAAGUGGCAGGAAACUGGGACAUGUCCGUAUGGGGAGCACUGCCAGUUUGCUCACGGCAUUGGCGAACUCCGCCCGGUUAUCCGACACCCGCGGUACAAGACUGAGGUCUGCCGGAUGGUGUUAGCCGGUGAAACUUGCCCAUACGGCCACCGCUGCCACUUCCGUCAUGCGCUCACUGAACAGGAGAAGCUGGUGGGACACAUUUAGUUAGAUCGACGGCGCAGCAGAGAUCAAUGUAAUGAUGCCAAUACAGGGAGAGAAGGAAAACAAAGGAGCAGUAACAUUGAACAAGUUGAGAUGUAUGUAUAGUUCCAGUGAUAAGAAAAAGCACUAAUAAUAACCAUGAUAAGAAUAAUUAGUAUAACAAAGAAAUAUAAAUAUAAUAAUAUCUAGGGGGUAUGGGUGGAUUAAUGGUUGUAUGAAUUGAAUAAUUGUUGAGAGAAUUGUAAAUGCCAGCGGUGGGGUUGGAAGUAGAGACAGAUUAAACUCUAUUCUUUCAGUUUUGGGCAGGGGUUCGUGAUUGUGUAACACAGCUGCUGCAGCCUUUUUUUUCAUUCUUUUUCUCGUUUUCGAGGAAC
Messenger RNA from Nelumbo nucifera (sacred lotus), 1601 nucleotides. RefSeq names its product zinc finger CCCH domain-containing protein 15. NCBI's taxonomy places the organism in Eukaryota, Viridiplantae, Streptophyta, Magnoliopsida, Proteales, Nelumbonaceae. Gene Ontology annotation, molecular function: metal ion binding; mRNA binding. The record is from RefSeq and is a predicted model, not a curated record.